This is a messenger RNA of Rhagoletis zephyria (snowberry fruit fly), 646 nucleotides long. RefSeq names its product Autophagy-related 12 (gene Atg12). Gene Ontology annotation, cellular component: phagophore assembly site membrane; cytoplasm; autophagosome membrane. Gene Ontology annotation, molecular function: Atg8-family ligase activity. Lineage: Eukaryota; Metazoa; Arthropoda; Insecta; Diptera; Tephritidae. Gene Ontology annotation, biological process: autophagosome maturation; glycophagy; autophagosome assembly. The record is from RefSeq and is a predicted model, not a curated record.
UUCGAUGGAUCGAAUAGCAAACAUCGAUGCUUCCGAUGCAUCGAUAUUUUUUCUGCAUACCUACGUUGGGCACAGCUAUACCGACGAAGUGUUUUUUUUAUCGACAAACAGCUGAUUAAUCAAUUUAUUGGAAAUAAAAAAUUACAUCGUUUUACCAGCGCAUAGAAACAUCUAUUAACUGGAUAACGAAUGUAAAAUACGAUGGCAGAUACGGAAGACACAUCUAUAACUGACAAGGAUAAUUCAAAGAUUUGUAUUCUGUUGAACGCUACUGGGAAUGUUCCAAUCAUCAAAAAACGUAAAUGGACCGUGGAUCCCAAUAAAACCGUCAGCUGGAUACAAAAGUUUAUACAUCAGUACCUUAAACUAGAUGCCAGCGAACAAAUUUUCCUUUAUGUGAAUCAGACAUUUGCACCUGCACCCGAUCAAAUUAUCAAGAAUCUUUACGAAUGCCACGGAACUAAUGGCAAGCUUGUGCUGUAUUACUGCAAGAAUCAAGCAUGGGGUUGAUAAGGUCAAUCGGCUUCAGCUAGUCUGUAAAGAUUAGAUUUAAGUUAAUAUUACGUAGAAUAUUCGAUUUAUGAUAGAUUUUACGUAUUUAUAUAUGUAUAGUAUAUAAAAUUAAUUCAAUGCAUAACUGAGCAUU